This is a messenger RNA of Lymnaea stagnalis (great pond snail), 11155 nucleotides long. NCBI's taxonomy places the organism in Eukaryota, Metazoa, Mollusca, Gastropoda, Lymnaeidae. The record is from the annotation of a GenBank genome assembly.
UAUGAUGAUUUUCAACUACCUAAUGGAACAGUUUUGUCUCCUAAUUUAACUGAAGAACAGGUUUUUAACCUAUUUGCAUCCUCUUGUAAGUAAUUUAGUAUUAUUAUAAAAUGUAUCUUUUAGACACAUUAUCUUUGAAAUUUAUACAUUUUCAAUUUCUUUUGUAUAUUUACAAGCCUUUAUUUUGAUGAAAUUCCGAAAAUAUGUAACUAAAAAUUGACAACGGUUGAGUUUAAAUUCUUUUCUAAAUAUUUUUUAAAAAAAUUUCUUUUGUAUAUUUACAAGCCUUUAUUUUGAUGAAAUUCCGAAAAUAUGUAACUAAAAAUUGACAACGGUUGAGUUUAAAUUCUUUUCUAAAUAUUUUUUUUUUAAAUUUCAGAAUUUAAUUUUAAAAAAUAUUUUGCAGAAAAUUUUUAUAAUUUUAUUUUAUGAUAGGAUAAUAGAUCUAUAUUUUUUAAUAAAUUAAUUUCAACUCAUGUUAAGUGUUUUGCAGAAAUUCUUAAAACUUACCAAUCAAAAUGUUUCUUUGUUAUCAGAUGUAGUGAUUUAAGUUUCUCUUCCAAACAGUUUUACUUAUGGGGUGUUUAAAUCAAACAAAUGCACCUAGUGUCAAAUAUUUUGUUUCAGAUCGAGUGAAUGAAGCAAAUUCGAUAUUCAUCUAUGAUGCUGGGAAAUCAUAUGGUGAUUACCAGCACCCUGAGUUUAUACCAACUUUCAGAAGUAGCUUUACAACAACACAAAUCAAUGAAGCGGCCGAGUUGUGUGGUCUUUCUAGUGAGGACUGCAUCUUUGACUUAAUUGCAACAGGAAAUGAAACCAUUGCUCUUAAUACCAAAUUUUUAACAGAAGAGCAUAAUUUCAAAAUAGAAAAUUUAGGUAAAUGAUUUAUUCUGUUUAUCUUCAGUAUUAAAAUUACAGGAAGAAAAUCAUAUUUUAUCAUUUAAUCUUUGUAAUAACAUACUAAAAAAUACUAAGAUAAUUAUGUGUGAAGUUCAUUUCCAGCCUGAAAAUGGUCAUAAAGCUAAUUUCUCAACUAGAAGGCUGUGUGACAUUUUUGGCAGCCAAAUCGAUAUUAUUCACUUGUGAGUGGUCACCGGGUUGCUUUUGUCAUUUGCAGCAUGCUCUAUUCGUCUUUUGCUGGAAACAAAUUUCUAUGAAAUAAUUAUAGUUAAUCAUCUGUUGUUUUUAUCAGAUGCUAGCAGUUACCACACAAACUAAAAAGCAAAAAAUACAAAGCAAUAUCCACUCUCAUAAAAGUCUACUAAUCCAGUAAAACCCCUUACUGCAUUGCUUUUGAAAUGUAUGGAUAAAGCAUUAUUUAUAAUUGGAAUCCUUUUGUAUUUUUCCCACAGAAUGCUGCAAGAGUAAUUUAAAUGUUUCAUCUUUUUUUUAUUUACAGCAAAUAGCUUACCAGAAUUAAAGAUACUCAGUAAUAGCAGUAUUCUCAAUAAAAGAUGGUUUGUUUUUGAGAACCAGAUCAACAUGUUGAAUUUGGAAGCAACUGAUGAAGAUGGUGAUGCUACAACAAUGGAAUUGCUUGACAACAAAACUGAUAGCAUCAGAUUUUGUAAAAAUGGAACUCUGUUUUACACACCGAAUAUUCAAGAACCUGUCAUAAUAGGGUGUGUACAUGUAGUAGUAAGAUUAUAUUUAAGAAAUAUACACAGGGUAGAGAAAAGGGACAUUAAAAAAAAUGCAGCCAUUUAGUCUACAGCAAAAAAACAGAGAGACAAAACUUAGCUUAAUUAUGUGGUAGACAGUUAAUGGUUGGUCUAUUCAAUUUCGGAACACCCUUUAUUUGUUGUGAUUGAAAAUUUAGUGUAAUUAAAAAUGAAGAUCCUUGUACUAUUGAGAUUGAACAUUCAGUAGCAUACUUGUAUUUGCUUACCAGGAUCCAAGCAAAGGAUAGUAAAAAUGCCUUCUCUGCCAUAAUGAACAUUCCAAUCACAGUUUGCCCAAUAUGCAAUGGACAUGGUGGGUACAAUGAAAAUAUUGUCAGUGAAGUGGAAUAUCUAAAUGGGCAAUUUACAGUAUUGAAAUGCCUGUGUCUUCCUGCUUACACUGGUGAGUUUAAAUUUGUGCAGCUUAUUUAAUUUUUUAAAAAGACUUUCCUGUGAUUAAUUUUAGAUUUGAUCAUUCCCUUUCCUCUUAAUUGUCCCCUGAAUCAUCUGUUUUUUAAAAAUAAGUUUAGUUCUGCCUUUUUAACUUCUUUAUUUACACUUUGCUUGGACAUUAAUUUCUCAUUUAAAAUCACAUUAUAUAGAAAUAUUGCAAGAUCUGUUCACUUUAUAAGACACUGAAUUGAUAAGGCAAAAUAUGGACAAAAUAUAAUGUCAAAAGUUCAUUUCAUUUUGAUUUAUAGUUAGCUUGUUUAAAAUUAUAAAUUUCAGGAGAAUACUGUGAAAUUGAGCUGGAUGCUUGUAAGACAUAUCCCUGUGCCAAGGGACAGAACUGCACAGAUCUAUCAGCUGAGGAACAAGGAAACAUGACCACGGGCUACAGUUGUGGACCUUGUCCCCAGGGUUUUGUUGAUAUAGAUAUGAAUUGUCUUGGUAAGAAUAAUUGAUUACUAAUGUAAAUAUGGUAAAAUUAUUGGUGAACAUCAAAUUUAAAAAAAAUUAUUUCAAUAGUGAGAAAUCAGAUUGACAUCAUGCCUAAUUUCAAUAUCUACUGCUUAUGUUUUUAACCUACUAUAACCUAUAGAUUUUGGAUUUUUUAAAUGUAGAGAAAUAUAUAUUUGAAUAUAAAUUUAAAUUUUUUUUGGUUGAAAUUUGUUAUAUCCGGCCUGAUUGUUUUAGAGGGCCUGUUUUAGUAAUAGUUGGGUGUUACAUUCAAUCAAUACCCAGUUAAACAAAAUUCAACAACACCUAAUUAUUAAGCAUUAAUUAAACAAAGUUCUUUUAAAGUUUAUAAUCCUUAUUGUAGUAAUAGAAUGUAGUGUCAUAAACGGUUUAUGAAGGAUUUGUGAAAUGUUUUUUUCCAAUAGAUUUUCCCAAAAUUUUGUAGGGUGGAAGAAAAACAUUUGGGUCCAUGGGAAAUGCUCGGAUCCGCAGACCCUUGAUCGUGUUUUUCAUUAUAAUAAUUUACUUGAUGUCAGAACAUUGUGAUAUGUACCAUUAUCGAAUAAUCAUUCCUACACAAAGGCUAGCAACCUUUUUCCAAAAUGGGAACAGUUGUGGGGAGAAUGAUAAAUUAAAAUUUGACACACUAAAUAUUAGCUGUUUAAUCAUAAUAUUUUAACUGAUGAAAGUUGCGUCUUGGCUAGUAAAAAAUUAUUAAUACAAUAAAAAAUAUCAUGCCAUUCACAACUUUUUCAAAAAUAUAAUGAGACAACUUGUAUUGCUCAAUCAAUAAUAAUAUAAAAUAAUUAUGGCAUCUCUAAUAAUUUGGAUGCUAUAAUGACUGAAUUUCGUUUUAUAGUAUUGGUAGUGCUAUAUUCAGAAGGCAAACUUACCUGAGACUGUUACUUUUCUAUGUUUUAAAACACUCAAUGACCACAGCUAUAGAGCUGAAUUUUUAUAAAUACUCUUCUCAGUCUUCAAAUAUAGGCUACAUGAAAUAUCCUUAAACUUGUACUCCUUGCCACUCAGUAUAUAACCCACCAUCUGCCCCUUCAUUAAACCCCUCUCGCACCUGCCCCUUUACUUAAAUUACUUGUUCAACUCUAGUUCUACAGAAAGUAAAACUCAACCAUAAUGUUGUGGCAAACACAUUUAUUUUGAAAACGCUGUUUUAAAAAAAAUUAAAAUGAUGAAAUUGUGAUAAAGAUCAUAAAAAUUCAAAGUAAAUAGUUUGUAAAAAAAAGUUACAAUACUGCUAGGAACAAUUACACCUCAUGUUUAUAUUUUUAUUGCUAAAAUUAAAUUUUGGGACAAAUCAAGAUAUUCAUUCUUUCUUUACAAAGAGUUCUGUUGUUAAAGAAAUAAAUAAAAUAUUGAGAUAUUGUUAUUUCUACAUAAAAAUAUUGUUAAGAAAAUCCAAAUUUCUGUAACAUCAUAUUCUUGUCAACGAAAUUUAUUUUAACUAAUCAUGAAAAAUAAUAAAGUAUAUUUAAUUUAUUGAAUUAUUGUGAAAGCCCUAUUAAGUCACCUAAUUAAUUUCAGUUGGCUUACUGCUAAAAAAAUUAAGAAAAGGAUAUAUUUUAGUGAUUAGUUGUGAAGUUUUGUUUUGAAAUCAAUUUGAACUCAUGGAAGAAAAUCUAACGUUGAUAGCCCCUAAAUUGGAACAUUUUAAUUAUUUAUGAAAAUAAGUUAAUUUUUUUUACAAACAGCUUUAUGGGUUUCUGUAAUCUGUGAGAAACCAGCAAAAGCAGAUUUUUGAGUUAAGUAUGGGAUUAGUUUUGCUUUGUCUUUAAUUUAUCCACCUCUUACAAUUUUUUAAUGAAUACCUUGUAUAUCUUAUUUAAGCUUGGUGCAGAUAGAUCUGAACGAUUGUUGUAAAUUAAAUAUUUACAAUUCAGAACGGUUACUUUUUAGAUGCUUUUUGAACUAAUACUUUGUUUUAUUCCUAUUUUAAUAUCAUUUGUGCAUAAUGGAUGUAUGCUCAAUAGCAAGUGUCUGAUUUCACUGUUUCGAGAUUCGAGAUUUGUUUAUUCAGGUUUUAUUUCCUACUAAAAAAUUCUUCCUUUGCUGAACACAGUAUAAUAUAAAAGGUUAUUUGGUCAUUGCAAGGGAUUAACAUGAAAAUAAAACUUAUCCCUGCUAUUUGUUGAGACAGAUGCAUUGCCAUCUUCUACAUGUAAAUCUCCUAUGAAAGAGGUCUUUGAUGUGAUCAAUUUAAGACACUCAUCUUUUAUAAACAAAAUGUAACGUUAAUAUCACUUCACCCGCAGACAUAAAUGAAUGUCACAAUACCAGCUUAUGUGAUCAGCUUUGCAUAAAUACAGAAGGUUCAUACUACUGUCAAUGUGGAAAUGGAUUUGUGCUCAGUGCUUCAGACAACUCAUCAUGUAUUGGUAUGUCCCACUUGCUGUCAUUAAUCAAUUCUUGUCUAAAGUAUACCAAACAACACUCAUUUUACUCUUAUAAUAUAAAUUUAAAUAUUUACUCUUAAUGCUUAUUUUAAAUUGGGGUAGUGUUUUUUUUUUUUUUUUUUUUUGGGUUUUUUAUUUGGUGUUUUUUUUUUUUUUUUUUUUUUUUUGGGGGGGGGGGGGGAAUACAUUUUAAAAAUCGGAUUUAAAAAAGAUUUUUUUGGAGAAAGUUGGUACUCCAAAUCAAUAUGAUUUAAGCCAGUUUUUUCGUUCUAGGACAACCUGGCUUUCUUGCAUGUCAGAGCUUUAACUAUUCUUGGAUGAAUACAGUUUGCGAGAAUCAUAGACAAUGUUAACAAUUUCAUAACCGAUUGUUACAGACCAUACACAUUUUCCAUUUUAAGUCUAUUACGGUGGUUCCCAAAUGGUGCUCCACAGAACCCAAAAGCCUCACCUUCCGCUCCAGGAAAUACCUAAACAUUAUUAACUUGUAAGACAUUAGUAGGAAUUGUGUACUCACCUAAUUAAAGUAAUUCUAUAAAGGGCUCCGCUAAUAAAAAUUAAUGGUAACCAUGGAUUAUUAAAAAAAUUAUAAGUCAAGAAGUUAUCAAAUAUGUUAUGCGUUUUGAUGUACCUUAAGAAAGACAAUAACUUAAAAACAAAAUUGUUUCAAUAGUUAGAAGGUUGUAGCUUCGAUCCCCAUUAUAGCAAUUUAAAAAAACAUUUUAAUUUUUAACUAGAUGGAGCCCGCCAAAUAUUGGCGACAGCAAUGCGUGAACUUCCCAUCUAAUAAAGUUACUUGACAAAAACGUGAACUCAAUUUUGCUACCACCCACCUCACCCCCCUUCAUGAUACGGCACACUUUUUAUUUCACGUUGACCCGCAGCUUAGCAGACGCCGCGAGCUUGGCUGGCAAGCAGGGGUGGUGCGGGGGGGGGGUAGCUCCACCGCCUUGCACAUGUCUCGUGAACUAUACAAAUAUAGCCCACCCGCGGCUUAGCGGACGGCGCGAGCUUGCUGUGAUGUAUCUAUAUAGAACCUGCGUGAUCGUCUUGUUGUUUGCCCUAGUUUCUGGCGAAUUACAUAUAUAUAGAUUAAUUUCAUUUUAUUACUAAUCAGAUUGGCCAAGGUUGAAAUUUAAUUCCUCAUGAUUAAAGAAAGAAAACAUUUUGAAAAUCACUAUUUCUUCUAAUCUAGUCUUUUGUUUCAGACAUUUACCCAAAAAUAAUUGCUUUGUAACCCCAUUUGAGGUUAUGCCCCAUCUUCUGGGAACCUGUGCUCUAGAAACCUGUCAAAAUACUUCUAUAUUAACCCUAGUAAGACAUGUACAUAUAUACAAACAUGUAUGUAUAAAUAAAACAUUUGCUUCUAAAUAUUUUGUGAUGGAUUUGAAAGUAGAAUUGGUAGAAAUGAAAAAACCAAGGUGUAAUUUUGUUUUCUCUACAGCCGGUCAUACCAGACUUUUGCUUAACAUGCAUAUUAUUAGCUAGAUAUCUAUGACUAGGUCUAAGAAAUGUCUCAACUAACCUAUUUUUUUUUUUCAUUCUUUAAUAGACAAACAUUUAAGUAAAGCAGUUUUUAUAUAGUUAAAUUCAGUUUAUAUUAUAAUUUUAAUUGAUUUAAUAUUAUCCAUAGAAUAGCCAGGAUGGUGACUUUCCAAGGAUAAGCAAAACCCCAGGAAAUGAGAAAAAAUAGUUAAAACCAGUUAUUUAAAAUAUUAAAAAAUAUUAGUGAGUUCCCAAUUUUCAUGUUUGAACCUGAUACCUAAAAAUAAUCAGUGCAGCCCAUGGGAUAGCCAAAAUUUUAGCCCAUCCACCCUCUUGCAGAAUUUUUUUGGCCAAAAUGCCAUCCUUCAAUAUAAAUAUAAACGGGAACUUCCAGUGCAGACCACCUAUUUCCCCACUGCUAUGAAUACAUGUUUUUAAUAAAGCCACUUAAUAUAUCUUGUAUUAUUCAAUUUAGCUAUUGCUGGAAAAAACUGUUCAGCCUGUCACUGCUUCUCAACAAACACUCAUUCCUGGUUGGAGACAACGCGUCAAUGUAUUUGUAAAGAAGGAUGGACAGGCAGUGAUUGCUCUACAAAGAUUGAUAACUGUCUCAAUCACAGCUGUCCAGCUCACUUGCAAUGUCAAGAGAGAAAAUUUGGCUACGACUGUGUUUGUUGGAAUGGCCUUAAACCUGGACCUCUAGGCACUUGUAAAGGUUAGAGAAUUAUCCUUUUGAUAGACUUUCUUUCUACUUGCAUUUUAAUCUUGUGGAGUUAUUUUUCUUGUUUACACACGUAACAUUUUAAGAUACUGUGUUUAUCUUGUGGAUGACGGAGGUGGGUUGACAAUGUCGCUCAAAUUAUAUGGUUUACAGCAUCUCCUUGGCUGAGUGAAGGAGUGGGUGGGUGAUGUCAGAUCAACUUUGUAGUUUUAUGCUUAUGUAAAGAGUUAAGACACUUCAACCUGGAUUUUGUAAGCAUUUAUUAUUUAAAAGUUAAAUCUACUUUUUUUUGAUAAUUUAAAGAUCACAAUUUUAAUACUAACAUAUUUUAAUAACAAAUAGUUUUUUAAACUUAAGACUUCCUAUCAAAGAUGAAUUAAAAUCCACUAAAAAGUAGAAAUUAGUUUCAAAUUUCUUAAAAUGCAUUAUGCAAAGAAAGUCUGUGUAGAAAAUAUUUUAAAACAUUUAAUCUUAGAAUAACCUAUUUCUUAUUUAUUAAAAUAUUAUCCCAAUUAAAUAUAACUAUUAAAGAGAAGUUAAAAAUUCAUUUUAACAUAUUUUUCCUUAUUUUAGACUGCAACAGGACUCUAUCUAAUUCCAAUGGAUGGAUAAUGACCUCAAAUUACCCACUUGAUUAUGACAAUGACACAUUUUGUACAUGGACAAUUGUCAGUCCGGGUUCAGAUACUACAAUCACCCUCAGGUAUGAACUAGUUUGUAUAAAUAAAACUGUCAAGCUUAGGCAAUUAAACAUAUUACAAAGACUGAAAAUUCCUUGUACUUUUCUAUGUUAGAAGGCAUGCAACUCUAGAAAUUGUUCAGUAAACCCAAACACCAAUAAUUUGAAAACAGUAUGUACUUAAUUUAUUGAAUAUUACCUAAUAUAAAAGCUUCAAUGAGUGAUGUUACCUUUAUUUCCUACAACAGUAUCACAGAAUAUGAAGUUGAGGGCUGUCCAAAUGAUUAUUUGAAGAUCUAUGAAGGAAACAGUACACAGGACCAAAUCUUUGGACCAUUCUGUACUUCCGGUCCAGGUGUACUCACAACUACAGGAGGCGCAUUUCAUUUAGUAUUCACGUCUGAUUUUUCCAUAACCAAAAGAGGGUUCAGAGGCUUUUACUCUAUUAAAGGUUAGUCGAUCUCUCUAUCUUCUUGUGUCAUUAAUGGACUGAUGAAUUCGAAGGAUAAAAUACACCAUUCCUUACCACCCAAACUUUGAUCUUGCACUGAAUUAUAUACCAAUAAUAGUUGACCUUGUCCUGGUCCCACCACCUGCCUUGUAACCUUGUGUGCUCCAACAUUGACCUCACUUGAGGCUCAACUUCCCUGGGAUUUUAACACAAGCAAAAAAUAAGGUUGCUAGAUCAAAAAUUAAAAAAAAGAAACAAAAAAAAGAAAUUGAAUCUGAAAAGAGGCCACAUUUUUUUAUAUAAAUUAUAAAAUAAUUUUUUGAAACUUAUUUAUUUAGGUGAAAAUCUCCAUAUCCAGGUCAUUAUAAAUUUCAUGGUUAGAAUUACUGGAAGAUGUAACAUCAAUUUUGUCACCUUUGAAGUUGAUAUUAUGUUUAUUAAAGUCACUAAAUCUGAAACUUGUUUUUCUUAGAAAUGCUUUGACAGCUUUAGUGUUUUUUUUUUUAUUGAGCUUGGUAAAAUUGAUAUUCUUUAGUUUGUCUGAUACUAUAUUGUCAUUUGAAGCAGAUUAUAUAAAUUGGGAAGGUUAAAACCAAAAAAAAACAGUUUUUAGCCAUUCCCUUUUGAUGUGUGCUACAUUUAACACUCAGUGUGGCACAUUAUUGAUGUUGCCUGUGUUGCAAAAUUCAAUUCACUAACUUAGUGUUAGCAUCAGAUACUACACUGAUCAAAAUAAUUUUUAUUUAAAAGAUGUUUUGUUAAGGAUUAACUAAACUAGCUCUGACCAAACCAUCUUCAUUUUCUUCACAAUAUUAUUCCACAGAAUGGAUUGCUGAUUUUUACUUUAUAUCAUUUGGGAUCUUUUCUAACCAUUUUUUUAGGAUGUUGCACAAAUAAAUAGUCAUAAAAAAAACUGUAAUCUCUUGGUUUCAAGUUUUGUUUAAUGUUUUACACCUGAAUUGAAGAAUAGAGAUUACAUUAGUAUUGAACUUUUUCAACUUGCUUUUAUAAUUAUUUCAUAUCAUUUCCAUAUCAAGUCUCCCUUGAGUUCCUUUAAUAAAGUUCUAUUAAAAAUACCUGAUAGUUAACUGAACUUGUAAUUUCCAGAUGUAUGUCUUGUUGAGAAAUGCUCUCACAACUGUGAAGUUCUGGCCUUCAACCCUAGAGUAGAGAUAUGUACAUGUCCCGACUGGAUGAUACUAGACACCUAUAAUACAUCCAGGUGUAUUGAGAUAAAUGGUAAGUCUGUCCUCAUUUUUCUGAAAUAUAAAUAGAUGAAAUGUUGACAGAUCUACUUUAGUGUGCUAAUUUCUUUUAAUGACAAGCAAGGUUUUUAAAAAAAUAAUAAUAAAUGAUUUAUCAAUGGGUUUUAAUUUAAUUCCUCAACUUAGGCAUGCAUUGUCAAACAUACUUUUUAAUGAGGUUCGUUGUCAUUAUACAACUUAAUAAAAAAGCAAUGUUUUCAGUCUGUGCCACACCUAAUGACUAAAACAUGUACUGUGUUAAUUUUCUCUUGCAUGGUCUUUUAGAUAGCAUUUCAUGGCAAUAAUCUUGAUAGUCUUGGGUUAACUCUAUUAGGAUAAAAACAAAAGUUUCCAACUAAAGUAAUUUUCUGCUAUCAAUGUCCUGGCACACUGUUUUUGUGUCAAAUUUUCUAAAUAGAAUUUUUAUCUGUUAAUAAUUAUUCAAAUUGUUUUAAUGACAACUUGACUUCUUUUGUUUUUAAAAUCAGGCUGCAACACAAUAAUGACCGCAUCAGGACCUAUCGUUACACCACUGUUCCCAAAAUUCUACCCAGAAAAUGUCAAGUGCUUUUGGAAUAUUUCAAAAGGCAAUAACAGGGAAAUCACUAUCAGGUAUUUUUAUAAAACAUUGCUCAUUGCUUAGGGUUCCUCUUUAUUUACCUGUUAUAUAAAUUUUUAUUGGUUCUUAAAUUAAGUUAUUCUUCUCUUAUUUUGUAACUGUCUGAAACUAUAGUAUACUAAGAUUAAUGAGCUAUGUGAUUAAUGGUGAGCAUUAUCUAUGCAUUAUAACCAGUUAAUUUUAAAAAUAUUAUUUUAGUUAACAAGUAGGUCUUAUAUUAUAUGAUGUAAACAAUUAUAAAAUAGCUUAAAACUUUUGUCAUGACUUCUGCACAAAAAUAAAAGCCAAAACUGAAUGUAUGGGACAAUUUUAUUGAUUUAAAAUGAAAUUAUAUCUAUGGAUGUUCAUUAGUUAAAUAUUUUUUUUGUUAACAUUUUCUUGACAACAAUUUUUUCUUGACAACAAUUUUAAAUGUAUUUCAGUUUCUCUGACUUUGAGAUUGAGGAGCAAUGGGACUGUGGUUACGAUUCAGUUGAAUUCCUAGAUGGUCCUGAGGCAACUUCACUGGGAAAGUUUUGUGGAGGAAUAGCUCCAAACAUCACAUCAAGGAACAUUUUCCUGUUGGUAGUGUUUGUUUCAGAUGAUUCUGUUUCUGGAAGAGGCUUCAAGGGCAAAGUCACCAUCACUUAGAUUUAUUUGAAUGUAAGCAAUUAUUAGAGAAUGUGUUCAAGUAUUUUUAAAGACCUGGGUGACACAAAUAACAAGCAUAAUGUGUCCAAGUAGGCAAUGAUGCCAUGUGACCAGGGAAUGUCAGGCUCACAAUGACAUGCUGACAGCGAAUUGUUUUGUCAAAGUUGUCCUCAAAGCCAUUUGGGCUGUCCACCUCUGAUUUAAACGGUUUUGCAUUUAAAAUAUUUCUUUUCUUAAUUGGUAUUUUAUUAUUAAUGUUAUUGAGCAAUGUUAAGAUAUUGCAUUAUACUACAGGGCUUUUUUCAAAUAAAAGUUAGGGGUUUGAUUUAUACAUGGAUCACAUUUUGCAAGGUA